AUGUGCGAGGUGGCGGCGUGCUCGCACUUGUGUCGCGCCACGCCGCGCGGGCCCGCCUGCGCCUGCCCCGCGCCGCUGCGCCUGCAGCGCGACGGCUACUCCUGCGCGCCCGCGCACGCCUGCACCGACUGGGGCGUGUGCAGCCAGACGUGUCAGCCGCAUAAGAACCGGUACAAGUGCACGUGCUACGAGGGCUACAAGCUGGCGGCGGACGGGUUCACGUGCAAGAGCACGGCGCCGGAGCGGCCGCUGCUGGUUUUCAGCAACCGGCACGAGCUGCGCGGCGUGCAGCUGCCGGCGUUGGCGGCGCGCGCGCUGGUGGCGGCGCUGCGCAACACGCUGGCGCUGGCGUGGCGCCGCGACCCCGCGCCGCCGCACGCCGUGCAAAUGUUCUGGACCGACGUGCUCGACGAUGCCAUCUACCGCGGCACCUUGUUCGGCGAAGUGAUAAGUGGAAUCGAAGUGGUGGUCCAGCAGGGACUGACGGCGGCGGAGGGCCUGGCGGUUGACUGGAUCGCCGGCAACCUCUAUUGGGUGGAGAGCAAUCUGCGUCAGAUCGAGGUAGCGUCCGUAGACGGGAAAUAUAGACGAACCCUCAUUUCUGGCGACAUGGGCAGCCCCAGGGCCAUCGCCGUCGACCCCACCGUCGGGCUGAUGUUCUGGAGCGAUUGGGACGCGGAGGCGCCGCGCAUCGAGCGCGCGUCGCUGGCGGGGCGGCGUCGCACGGUGGUGCUGCGGCUAGGCGGCGAGGGUGGCGGGGAGGGCGGCGCGGCGCUGCCCAACGGGCUGGCGCUGGACGUGGUGGCGCGGCGCGUGUACUGGGCGGACGCGCGCGCCGACGCGCUGCUCACGGCGGACUACGAGGGCGGCGAGCGGCGCGUGGUGCUGCGCGCGCACCCCGCGCUGGCGCACCCCUUCGCGCUCGCGUUGUACGAGUCGCACGUGUACUGGACGGACUGGCGCGCCAACGCCGUGCUGCGCGCCAACAAGUGGAACGGCUCCGACGUGGUGUACGUGCAGCGCACGCUCACGCAGCCCUUCGACGUGAAGGUGGUGCACCCCAGCCUGCAGCCGCCCGGCGCCGGCAACCCCUGCGCGCUCAACGGCAACUGCUCGCAUCUCUGUCUCAUCGACUCGGCCUCGGAGCGCGUGUGCGCGUGCCCGCACCUCAUGCGCCUCGCCGACGACGGCCGCACCUGCGAGGUGUACGAGCAGGCCAUCGUGGUGAGCCGCGCGGGCGAGAUCCGCGGGCUGUCCCCGGCGGCGCCCGGCGCGCAGUCGCUGCCCGCGCUGUCGGGCCCGCAGCUGGCCACGCCGCAGGCGCUGCACUGCCUUCCUGCCGAGUACGCCAUCUUCUGGGCGGACACCGACACGAACGAGAUCAAGCGCGCGGACGUGCGGGGCGCGGGCGGGGCGGGCGGCGCGGAGGGCGGCGGCGCGGUGCAGGUGGUGGCGGACGCGGGCGUGGAGGCACCGCGCGCGCUGGCGCUGGACUGGGCGGCGCGCGUGCUGUACUACGUGUCGCGUGGCGCGCUGGUGGCCAGCGGGCUGCGCGGCGAGUACGCGGCGCCGCUGUUGCCGGACAUGGCCGCGCUGCAGUCCAUCGUCGUCGACCCCCUCAACGGCAAGCUGUACUGGGCGCUGGCGCGCGACGGCGAGGAGCGCAUCGAGGCGGCGGACGGCGACGCGGGCGCGCGCCGCACGCUGCUGUCCUCGCGCCGCGACGCGCACCUCGCGCGCGCCACCAGUUUACAAGUGGACCCGGAGAGUAACCGCCUAUACUGGGUCAACGAGGGCUCCGCGACCAUACAGUACAUCGAUUUAAAAACGGAAAAAACUUAUACGCUGCCGCUGGACAUCGGCGCUCGGCCCACGGCGCUGGCUCUGUACGCGGGCGAGGUGGUUUGGGCCGACGCCGCCACCGCCACGCUGCGCGCCUGCGCGCGCGACCACUGCGCGCGCCCGCGCGUGCUGCGCAACGACACCGAGGGCGUGAUCUCGGUGGCGGUGUAUGACGCGGCGCUGCAGCGCGGCGGCGGCGCGUGCGCGGCGCGGCGGCCGCGCUGCGCGCACCUGUGCGUGUCGGCUGGCGCGCGCGCCGCGUGCCGUUGCGCGCAGGGGUACCGCCAGGACGGCGCGGAUUGCAUUCCCGAGGACGAGGUGCUCAUCUACUCGCUGAGCUGGGAGCUGCGCGGGCUGUCGCUGUCGGGCGGGCGGGAGGCGCUGCCGCCCAUCCCGCAGGUGGCGUGCGCGGGCGCGCUGGAGUACGCGGCAGCGGGCGAGUGGGUGUACUGGGCGGACCCCGAGGCGGGCGCGGCGUGGCGCGCGCGGCGCUCGGGCGCGGCGCGCGUGCGCGCGUGCUGCAGCAGGCAGGCGGCGGCGGGCGGCGCGCGCGACGCGCUGGCGGCGCUGGCGCUGGACGCGCGCGCCGGCAACCUGUACUGGAGCGACGCGGCGCGCGCGCUGCUGCUGGUGGCGCGCCUGGACGGCUCGCAGCGCUACGUGCUGCGCGAUACCGACCCGCUCGUCGUCACUGUGCUGGCGCUGGACCCUUGGGAGGGCUGGCUGUUCCUGGCGGGCGGCGGCUGGGUGCAGCGCGCGCGCCUCGACGCCUCCGAGCCCACGCUGCUCUACAACGGCACCGCGCUCGCCGACAUCGCCGUCGACGUGCAGGAGAAGUACGUGUACUGGGUGGACACGUGGGACGUGAGCGUGUGGCGCAUGCGCUACGACGGGUCGGCGCGGGCGCGCGUGGCGCGCGGCGCGCCGCUGCGGCACCCCGUGGCCGUGGCGCCCUACCGCGGCCGCCUCUACUGGCUCGACACGAUGCUAAAUCACGGCAGUGUGGCGUCGGCGCCUAUCGCUAACGUGUCUGACUACACGAUCCUCGCCGACAACUUGGGAGACAGCCUGAAAGAUUUAAUAAUCUGGUCGAAGGCGCUGCAGACGGCGGGCCCGGCGGGCGCGGCGGAGCACCCGUGCGCGCGCGACAACGGCGGCUGCGCGGCGCUGUGCCUGUGGGGCGGCGGCGGCGCGCGCUGCGCCUGCCCGCACGGCGAGCUCGCGCCCGACGGCAAGACCUGCACACCGUACAGCAGCUUCCUGAUGUACACGCGCGUGACGGCCAUCGACAGUAUCGACCUCGACGCCGAGAAGAACCUCAAUUCACCGUAUCCGCCCAUCGAAAACAAGACGCUGCUGCGAAACGCCAUCGCGCUGGCCUACGAGUACUCGUCGGCUACGCUAUUCUACUCCGACAUCCAGCGCGCCGCCAUACACGCCGUGCAUUUCAACGGCUCCGCCCACCGCGUGCUGCUGCCGCAGGCGGGGUCGGUGGAGGGCAUGGUGUACGCGGAGGAGACGCGCACGCUGUACUGGGCCAGCGCGGCGCCGCCCGCCCUGCGCGCCGCGGCGCUGCCCGCCCUGCUGGGCGCGCCGCCCGCCGCGCGCGCGCGCCUCGUGCGCACGCUGGUGCCGCUGCGCGCUGGCGACCGCCCGCGCGGCAUCGACUACGACCCCUGCGAGAAACGGAUAUACUGGACGAACUGGAACUCGUCGCGGCCGGCGGUGUGGCGCGCGCGCGCCAGCGGCCGCGCCCGCCAGGUGCUGGUCAGCACCGACGUGCUCAUGCCCAACGGCCUGGCGCUGGAGCACGCCGCGCGCCUGCUCUACUGGGCCGACGCUCGCCUCGACAAGAUCGAGCGCAUGCACUACGACGGCUCGCACAGACAGAUAGUGGUGCGGUCGCACACGGAGCACCCGUUCGCGGUGGCGGCGGGCGGCGGCUGGGUGGCGUGGACGGAUUGGGUGUCGCGCGGCGUGUUCGCGGCGCGCGGCGGCGAGCUGCGUGUGCUGCGGCGCGACGUGCCGCGGCCCUGCGCGCUGGUGCUGGUGGCGCCGGCGCGCCAGCGCUGCGCCGCCGACGUGUGCGCCGCCGCCGCCUGCGCUGAGCGCUGCGCGCCGGACGCGCACGGCCACGCCGCUUGCGCGUGCGGCGCGGGCCGGCGCCUGGCGCGCGACGGCCGCGCCUGCGAGGCGCCGGCCGCCGCGUGCGCGCUCGGCCAGUUCGCGUGCGCCGAGGGCCCGUGCCUGCCCGCGCACCUCGUCUGCGACGGCGUGCCGCACUGCAGCUCCGAGCUCGACGCCAGCGACGAGGACCUGUACUAUUGCACGUCGCGCGCGUGCCCGGCGGAGGCGUGGGCGUGCGGCGCGGGCGGGCGCUGCGUGGCGGCGGCGCGCGUGUGCGACGGCCGCGCCGACUGCGACGACGGCUCCGACGAGGCCGACUGCGACUGCCCCGCCGCCAGCUACAGAUGCAACGACAGCACGUGCGUGGACAUCGGCGCGCGCUGCGACGGCGCGGCGCAGUGCCCUGACGGCUCCGACGAGGCGGGCUGCGCCGUGCGCGACGCCUGCCUCGAGCUCGGCCUCUGCGACAACGUGACUACUGUCGCCCCUGACUCGGAUUCCGGCUACGACGUGGAGACUUUCGAGGAGCAGCCGGUGCUGGGCUGCAGCAGCGAGCAGUUCCAGUGUGGCGGCGGUGACCCGCGAGGUGCCGUGGAGUGCGUGCCGCUGGCGUGGCGCUGCGACGGACGCGUCGACUGCACGGACGGCUCCGACGAAACCCUGCACUGCGGGCACGGCAACGGGAGCGCGCGCGCGUGCGGAGUGGGGGAGAUGGCGUGCGGCGGCGGCGGCUGCGUGGCGGCGGCGGCGCGCUGCGACGGCGCGCGCGACUGCCCGCGCGGCGACGACGAGCGCGACUGCGCCUGCGCGCCCGGCGCCUUCCGCUGCGCCGCCGCCGCGCUCUGCCUGCCCGCUAGUCUGUACUGCGACGGUGACGUGGACUGCGAUGACAUGUCAGAUGAGCCGCCCGGCUGCUCGAUGCCGGCCGCCCCCACGCUUCCCCCCGCCCCAAUACCGGCCUCCCCCUCUGGCGCCCCCCCUGCCGCUGCUAACUCCACGCCUAGCUUCGAGUCGUUGCUGUGCGCGGGCGAGCCCGGCUCCGUUUAUUGCAAGGGGCGGUGCGUGGGCGCGGCGCAGGUGUGCGACGGACGCGACCACUGCGUGGACGGCGGCGGCGGCGGCGCCGGCUCCGACGAGGACCCCUUCCUGUGCGCGUCGUUCGCGACGACGUUCGGGUCGGAGGCGGAGGCGGCGGUGGCGCGCGCCGGCGACGCGUGCGGCGGCGCCUGGCGCUGCGGCAACGGCGCCUGCGUGCCGCGCGCGCGCCUCUGCGACGGCCUCGACCACUGCGGCGACUACACCGACGAGUGGCGCUGCAAUGUGAACGAGUGCGCUACACACAACGGCGAGUGCGCGCACAACUGCACGGACCUGCCGGUGGGGCGCGCGUGCUGGUGCCGCGCGGGCUGGCGCCGCGCCGGCCGCGCCUGCCGCGACGUGGACGAGUGCCAGGAGGACCGCCCCUGCGACCACCGCUGCCGAAACACAUUAGGUAGCUACGUGUGCUCGUGCGCAGAGGGGUAUCGACUGAUGGAGGACCGCUCCAGCUGCACGCCGAUAUCGCACGUGAACGCGUCGCUGAUCUUCACGAAUCGCUACUACAUCCGGCGCACGGCGCUGGCGGGCGAGGGCGGGGGCGGCGAGGCGGCCACCACGCUGCUGGUGCACAACCUCACCAACGCCGUGGCGCUGGACGCGCUGUGGGCGCGCGGCUGCCUGCUGUGGAGCGACGUCACGCGCCUCGGCUCCUCCAUCAAGCGCCUGUGCCGUGACGAGAGCGCUAACGACGCGGCGGUAACACACAUACAUUUA
Molecule: messenger RNA, 5781 nt
Organism: Brenthis ino (lesser marbled fritillary)
Lineage: Eukaryota; Metazoa; Arthropoda; Insecta; Lepidoptera; Nymphalidae
Source: the annotation of a GenBank genome assembly